Morone saxatilis (striped sea-bass) is the source of this 6210-nucleotide messenger RNA. It is a transcript of the gene sh3bp5lb, whose product is annotated as SH3-binding domain protein 5-like, b. Gene Ontology annotation, molecular function: protein kinase inhibitor activity. Gene Ontology annotation, biological process: negative regulation of protein tyrosine kinase activity; intracellular signal transduction. Gene Ontology annotation, cellular component: cytoplasm. Lineage: Eukaryota; Metazoa; Chordata; Actinopteri; Moronidae. The record is from RefSeq and is a predicted model, not a curated record.
UGGUUCUGAGUGAAGCAGUGGCCAAUGUGGCACCUUUCCUCAUUUCUUAAUUACGAGAUAUAGUGUCAUUUUUUUUUUUUAUCCAGUGAAUGCAAUGCGCUUAAGUAGUUUUCCAAUAGCAGUUUGCCCGUAACGUACACUGACACCCCGCUGUCCCGAGAGACUAACGUAAUAAAAACGUAAGCCUAACGACAGGCCGCAAAUGGAGCCGGGGACCUCGCGUGAAAUCGUGAGCGCCGCGGAGUGCCCUGUACCGACCGGUGUGCGGGAGGAGACCCCGGGGGAAGAGGCGACAGGAGGCGAAGGCAGCACCAGGAUGUUUAAGCGGAGAGAAGCAGACGAAGACACCGCGGAGGAGGAGGUGGAAGCGUGUGAGCAGGAUUGUGGUGAUGAUGCUGAGAACCGGAUUAAAACCGAGGAGGAAGAUGCAGGAAAACACGAGGAGGAACUGGACCCCAGAAUUCAGGAGGAGCUGGAGCACCUCAACCAGGCCAGUGAUGAGAUCAACAAACUGGAGUUGCAGCUGGAUGAUGCCAGGUCCAGCUACAGGAGGAUUCUCACUGAUUCUGCGAGGAAGCUCAACGCUCAGGGCUCCCAGCUCGGUGCCUGCAUUGAGAAAGCAAGACCCUACUAUGAAUCCCGCAGACUUGCCAAAGAGGUGAACGAGGCGGAGGAGGAGCGCCUCCGCAGUGAGCGGGAGCAUCAGCGAGUCACACAGCUCUGCCAGGACGCAGAGGCUCGAGUCCAGACCCUCCAGAAAGCCCUGAAGAAGGUCAUCCUUAAAUCCAAACCAUACUUUGAACUCAAAGCACAAUUCAAUCAUAUUCUGGAGGAACAAAAGGCUAAAGUAGUACAGCUGGAGGAACAGGUGGCAAAAGUAAAAACACGUUACUCUGUGGCCCUUCGGAACCUGGAACAGAUCAGCGAGCAGAUCCAUGCGCAGAGGGGGCGAAUUGGGGCCAGCAGGGGAAGUCCUGCAGUCUGCGGGGGACGGAGCUCCCCUGUAGGUGCCGAGGCAGAGGUCCGUGCCACCAUCGGGGUCCACGUCAGCACCUGUGUGGGAGUCGGCGGGAUAGAGAGCGACUGGGCGGACGGCGAGAAAACCAGGCUGUGGGUAGAGAGGCACAGAGAGAGUGGCUGGGGCCAGAGGGAGCGGCUGGAGGUGGAGCAGGCCAGCUCAGACUGCAUGUCAGUCAUCAGCCUGCAGACUAUCGCCUCUGACCUGGAAAAGUGUGACUCAGUGGAGCACCUGGGUGACCUGAGUGAUGCCGGGAGUGUGCUGGGUGAAGAAUGGGACUGCGACAGGAAGCCUAAUGAGAGGCCAGUCAGUAGGGUGGUGACCGAGGGGCCCCAACAGGAGGAAGCCCAUCAGGAGAAGGCAGCCGUUAGUAAAGAGAAGCAGGGGAGCGUCAUAAAGCAGCACCACAGGAGCGUUAGUCUAUGAUAGUCAGUAGGAGGAAGCUGAUGACUGACGAGUGAGGCUCAUGGCGAGCAUAUGAUAAGUGAUCAGAGAGGAAAUUAGAGGAGAGAGAAACUGACUGAGAGCGCCGCGCUGACACUGCAGUUAGGAAUAUCAGGCAGGUACAUUGGCUGCACACUAAUGAAUUGCUAUGUGACAGCAAUAAACAGAGAGCAGUCCUGCAGAGAGCACUGACCUGCCUUCAUGCUUGUACUGCAGUCUGCCCCACAUGCCAAAACAUCAACACAAGAUUUCAUGCUCUUUGUGCAAACUAAUCCCUGUCGAGUACAAACAGGCAAUUUAGAAGCAUGAUAGAACACAUGCUAGUUGUCGUCAAGUCAAGUCGUCUUCUGUGCUGGCAUAGUAUCAACUUUAAGUUCUGAUAACACUGGAUUCACUAAAGUAACUGCUGAGAUCUGGGAACACGGGUUCUAAACAAGUUUAUCACCUAAACCUUAUUUGGUGGUCAAACUGUAAGUGAGUUCACCUGAAAUGUUGUUAAUAAAAUGUAUAGUAUGUAGUGUUGGGACUAAUUAUAUUAUUGUGUAUUGUGAAAAAAACACUCAUAAUACUAUCACAGGCAAACUUCAACCAAUCAGCGUAGUCAAACCCUUACUGAAGUUAGUUGGAAGAAGAGAGAAAACCUCUUUUCCAUGGAAAGCCUUCAGUGCCGUUCUUUGCUCUUGUUCCAAAGAAGAAAUGCACUGCAUCUGCACUAACCUCUUUAGCAGCUGUCAUUGUUGUUUUUCAAGCAGUCACUUCUCACGCAUACACCUAAGAGUUACUACAGCCACUGUGGUUGGACACAAGUGCAUAGCUUGAAGCCUGGCAAGAUGGAUUCUCACUUGAUCUUGGUAGUCCAGCUUUGGGGACUGUAGCUUGAGUUAAUUGGAGUGAGCUAACUUUGUUUUGUUUGGACAAGCAACAGGAGCGUUUGCCCGGGGCGUGAGAUUAGGGUCAACAUAUCCCAGCUAUUAUACCUUGACCAACUAUUUUGUCUCUGCGUUCUGUGUAUGCUAUAUGCAUGGGAGCAUGGGGGCAUGGGAGGCAUAAUUUUGAUAAACCCUACAAAUGGAAUAAAAAGUUUGGUACAGGCCUUAUCUUCUAUCACUAUAAAAGUAUUUUUAUUUAAAAUAAUGUGGCCAAAUACUACUUUUUCUGUCUUAUAAAGGGACCAGCCAUAUGGCCUCAGCUUUAUUCAUUAACAUGUAAAUAAGAUCAUUAACUAAGUGCAGUUUGAUGGAGAUAUUGUUUUUGCUGCAGAGAUAGUUUACCUUUACUGUCUGAUGCAAGAUCUCUGCAUUAUCAAUUACUACAACCUCUAAUUUCAUGGCGGUGAGUAGUAUGUGCUGCAUCAGUGGUAGCAUGUGCAAAGCUGCUGGUAAUGAGACUGAUAACGUAGAGCUUAAACAUAAUAAAAUAAUGAGCUGUCAGCCUCCAGACAAACUAAUAUUUACCCUCAGUAGCUGACAGAUACAGGAGGAAAAGCUCAUUUUGUUAGGUAUUUUUUUUAUUUUUCAGUGACUUUAACCAGUUCCAUUACUUUGAUCAGGGAGGUGCAUUCUUCACAUUGGGAACAUACAUCCAUGACGGGAGCCAUGUCACACCUCAGCAAAGGUGUGAUCUAACCCCAACCCUAACCCGCCCAAAGAUUGUCCUAGUUAACUAGUAGUCUUUACAUAAAGCCUAGUAUUAGCCUAAUAUUCGCCUAGUCAUAGCACUUUUAUUAUAUUAAUUAAAUUAUUCAAAUAUAUAGAUUUUAACAGCCGUCUGUUAAAUGAAACGGAAAAAGUGGUAAUGAUUCUGAAUGUAUCAGAACAACCAACAAGGAGACUGAACAUUCAGUUCAUUUACUUCAACACAGUAUAACAUCACACAGUUUUAUUGUUCAAAACAAUUCCAGCCUUUCUAAAACAAAUACUGGCAGACUUAUUAACACGAUGGAUGAUUAACAGUUACUUACUAAUUAAUUUGCUACAAACCAGCUCCUCUUCCUCCCGUUUCAUGCCUCUCCUGUCCCUGCCUGAACAUGCCUGUCUUCCCCCACAGGAGUGAUAGUCUUGUGGGCCUGACCUGCUACGGCUCUGUCGCUCAUUCCAGCCGUGGCAGUAUUUCCCAUUGGGCCCUGUGCUCCUAUGCUAGUAGUGUUUAAACUCCGCCUGUCCUUCGAGCUCCAAGUCCGGGUAAAGUCAGCUUAUAGAACUGCUAACUAGCUAGUACAGUUAGCAACAGUUCACCGGUAAGAGCCUCCCUGUGUUACAAGAGGAAAGGUCCGUUUUGCAACAGUCUCCUGAUAGUUUGGUCCCGGUGACAAGCAGCUCCCGUUUUUGUUUUUCUGUGACUAUCUGACUAAUGCAGAGUGGGUCGUCUAACACCCUGUUCACAUAUGCCGCCUGAACAGUGUGUAGUGUCUCCUGCGCUUGACAGCUCCCACGCACGCUGUGUUCACACCGAGAGCGUGUUGUGCAAUGCUGCCACGCCUAUGUAUAUAAACUUUUCCCUGUAUAAUGUCCAUGAAAAAUCUAAAAAUCCCUAUCAUUUAAUUUUGAAUGCCAUAUACUUUAAAUGUGGUAACCAGAAAGCAUGUGUGGUUUGUUUACCCGAGAGAGUGAGCGAGAGAGAGACAGCCAGAUACUGCCCAUGAUCCGGCUCACUUACAGAAAUUCUUCUACAAAUUAUUUUCAAGUGAAGUCGUGUUAAAUAAAAGAUUACUACAGUGCUUUUACUUUGAAAAAUGUAAACUCUACUGAAAUAUAUGGAUAUGACUACCAACAUAUCCUUUCACUUUACUCUUGGGCUCAUAGUAAAAAAUAGGCAAGACCAUGACUCUCUAGUGAAGCCUUGCUGCAGACACAGCUGAGAUGCGUAUGAGACGUGACCACUCUAAUUUGUUAACAUGGGCGCCAAAAUAAAAAUCAAGACAUUCUGCCACGCAGACGUGGGCAGUCUGAAUAAGCCUUAAGACUCUUCUCAGCAACUAACAGUUAAGUCGACUGUUAACGGGCAGCUAUACAAAAUGUAUAGUCUAUAAGUGCAAGACUUUUAGAAGUAGUUUGCCUCGUUGUCCAGCAGAGGGCCCUUCAUCAUCACCUUGAUCUAUGGCAUGCCCUAUUGGCCUCUCAGUAAACUAAGCUAAUAAUCUUAUGUUGUUGUGAAACUGGAGGAGACUAGCGAGCAAAGCAUGGAGCAAAGCCGUCCUGAGCGGACAAUCGUGACACCAAAGCUUCUGAGAAGCUUCUGUCAAUUUUGUACAAAGCAGCUGUCUAACUCUACAGCCACAACAAAUGUGCGACUUAUGUUGAUGUUAUGUUUUCCUGUAUGGCGUUAUGCAGUUGUACUAUGGGUUUUGAGAUAAUUCGUUCAAAUAAAUUGCACGCCAUUUCAAGUUUGUUCGAAAAAAAAAAAUUUGAAAAAGGAACAGCCAUACCUGUCAGCCCAAUAGAUCAUCUGAUACAAACUUAUAUCAAACAAAACCAAUUUACUAAUUAACUAACCUUCUAUCUAUCAGCCGACAUCAUCAUUAAGUUGCUGUUCCAUUUCCUCCUGUUUACUGCCAUGAAACUAGAGGCCUAGGUCUCUGCUAUUGCACAUUUUUUUUGCACAUAUUUGCACAGUUAUGCCGAUGGAAAUGGCCAAAUGUUUGAUAAGUUGGUGAUUUAUUUUUAUUUAAAGUGCCUAUGACUCCUAAUAAUUGGGUUUGGUUAGCCAAAAAUCUAAGAGGUUGAUGCUACACAGUUACAUUAAAAAAAAAGAAUAGAAAUAGUAGAAUAUAAUAUAAUAUAAUAGAAUUAUUUAAAGGAGCUUAAGUGAAACCAGGAGAGUCUGUUUCAACUGAGAGAGCUUAUAGUCUGUAAUUAAUUCUUAGUUUUUUAUAUUAUGUUGUGUUAUGUUGUAUAUUAUUUAUUAUAAUAAUUGUUAUGUUUAAGGUAAAUCCAAGCUGUAUGAUUUAAGCGGCAAUGUUUGAUACUGAUGAUAGACAUAUAUUUUGUAUCCGUUGUCCUCAAAUGUAAAUACAGAAAGUUCCCAGAGUUCAGUGUUUCUCCCAGAAGAUUGUUAUCAGUUUCAUGUUUGAAAUAGUUCCACAUUUAUGUUUGUGUAUGAAUUAUGCAAAAGAGAUUUGUGUUGUGUGUUUUGAACAGUCAGGCUAGCUGUUACUUCAUGUUUACAGUCUUUAUGCUAAACUAGGGUAUCCUGAUUCCAGUUCCAUACAGACAUGAGAUUAAUAUCCAUUUUAACAUCUCACUCAUAAAAAGGAAAAGUCACUGCAGGUUUUGAAUUUUCCAUCAGUACAGAGUAGGAUGAUACUAACAGGUAUCUGACUUUCAAUAAAAGUCCAAUAUCAGCCUGACAUAUUGGGAAAAUUAUAAAUCAGUGUAAUCCUAAUUCUAGUAGGCUAAUGUGUAACUGAACUCUAACUAAAAUGGAAGGAGUCUGUCUGCAUGUCAGCCCUUUUCGGACAAGCUGAGAAAAAUCGCCCUGCAGUUCUAGACUGCAUAUAAUAUCAUCAUCACCACCAGUCACUACUAUUAGUGUAGUUGUUGCUACUGUUGUUGCUGUGCACCUUUGUCUUCUGUCUUUACCUCUGUCUCUGUCCUUCUGUCUUUACCUCUCUCUCUCUCUCUCUCUCUCUCUCUCUCUCUCUCGAGCCAGACAGCCACCCACCUCGAGCCGGGGUCUUUCCGAGGUUUAUGCCUCUAAAAAGGAAGUUUUUCCUUGCCCCCGUCCCCAAGUGCUCGCUCAUAGUGGGAACU